Protopterus annectens (West African lungfish) is the source of this 2064-nucleotide messenger RNA. It is a transcript of the gene TTPAL, whose product is annotated as alpha tocopherol transfer protein like. Gene Ontology annotation, cellular component: membrane. Gene Ontology annotation, molecular function: phosphatidylinositol bisphosphate binding. The record is from RefSeq and is a predicted model, not a curated record. Bases 570 to 1592 code for a protein of 340 amino acids. Lineage: Eukaryota; Metazoa; Chordata; Ceratodontiformes; Protopteridae. The transcript has 6 exons.
AGCACUAUCAAGGCACCUGAACUGUGACGAGGGAUUCCGGCAGUGGGAGUGCCACAGCGAGCAGGUUUGAUCUGUCAUAGACACUAACGACUGGAGAUAGGGCUCUGUACCCAGAAAUGGGAUGACAUUCUUUUUGUACGUGACAACAGCUGACGUAUGCGUCAUAUUGUGGGCUCACUUGUUCUUGCAGUGGUUUUAUUUAUUUAUUUGCUGACUAGGAUUGGCAUUCUUUGCUACAGCUCGGUACCAGGUGGGAACCUCAAAAUGUCGACGUUGUAAAAGGAAGGGAAGUAAAACAUUUCGACACCAUUGUAUGGUGAGACAGGUGUCUUCUGCUUUGGUAAUAUUUCCAAAAACGGCUACUGGGUAAAAACACCUUCUGAUAAGCAGCUCACCACAAUUUGGAAUUACAUUAUAGAAAUGCACUGGAAAUAGGACACGUGCUGUGUACAGGGAGCAAAAUAUCUAACUACAGUGAUGCAGGAGAAGAAGCUGAUGUUAUGCAGUCCAUGAACGUCAGUUAUGUUCAAGACUGAAUUUUCAUUUGAGUGUAGUACGUUACAAAGUCCAUGGCAGAUGAAACAACACCUUUGGAUAGCAGCCUUGUGGUAGAUCUUCCUGUUCACCAUGAAGCCCCCCAGGGACCUCCAAGGUAUGAGUGCACAUUAUCACCAGAACUAAUUACAAAGGCACGUGAGGAGCUCCAAGAGAAGCCAGAAUGGAGGCUCAGGGAUGUUCAAGCCCUGCGCGACAUGAUUUUAAAAGAGCAUCCAAAUCUGAGGACACGGUUAGAUGAUGCUUUCUUGCUAAGAUUUCUCAGAGCCAGAAAGUUUGACUAUGACAGGGCACUUCAGUUGUUUGUAAAUUACCAUAGUGGCCGAAGGGGCUGGCCAGAGUUAUUUGACAAUUUAAGGCCCUCUGCAAUAAAAGCUGUUCUGGACUUGGGAUUUGUAACUGUUCUACCUCAUCCUGACCCCGAUGGCCGACGUGUCAUUUGCCUUCGACCAGGUAGAUGGAUGCCACAUAAUUAUCCAAUAAUUGAGAACCUACGUGCCCUGUACCUAACGCUAGAAAAGCUUAUACAGUCUGAGGAAACCCAGGUGAAUGGGAUCGUAAUCCUUGCAGAUUAUAAUGGUGUUGGUUUAUCUCAGGCUUCCCACCUUGGCCCCUUUCUGGCCAAAAGGGUAGUUGGACUUCUUCAGGAUGGAUUUCCAGUCAGAAUUAAAGCCGUCAACAUCAUAAAUGAGCCUAGAAUUUUUAAAGGCAUUUUUGCCAUUAUAAGGCCAUUUCUGAAGGAAAAAAUAACCAACAGGUUUUUUCUCCAUGGUUCUAAUUUAAACUCUCUUCAUAAAAAUGUACCAAGACAUAUCCUUCCUCAAGAGUAUGGCGGUUCAGCAGGUGUACUGGAUACCGCCCUAUGGAAUCAGACACUGCUGGCCUCGGAGGAAGAAUUUGUGCAUCAUUUUUCCCAUUCACCUGUGACAGAUGAUGAACUGUUACAACAGCAUCUGAUGAGUGAAAGUGAAGCAGCAGAGGUUCAAUGUGAGGAUUCAUUCCGAGGAGUGAAGUCGCAACUCUAUUACUGUUACUGAAGGCAGUGCAUAAUGUGCAAGAAUGUACAAACAAACCGGGUUGCAUCUGUGGAACAUGUUUGUUAAUAACUUGCUACCUAGGAAAAACAAAUUAGACAAGCAGGAGCAUUUUCACACCUCAAUGAAAAAAUGUUUCUGAGAACUGAUUAAUGGUUCUAGUUCUGUACCAGAAGGUAAUGAUGCGGUCAAGCAUGUUUCUGAUGUUUUCGUUACAGUCUGGAAACUACUUAGUGGUUGUGUAAGUAUUUGGUUAAGAUGAGAUCCCCACAGCUAGGUAUAUGGUACCCACACAGUACAAAAAAUGCCGUCAUUAAUGUAAUAGGUACUGUUUUGUCGACCAGGUUUGCUGCAGUUGAGAAUUUCAUUUUCAUCAUUUCCUGUAGCGAUCUUGACAUUAAAUUAAUAAAGUUUUGGACUACAAGAGGCAGCACACCUCCAGCAUGGGGGUAUGGAGGGCUGUCUACCCCCACAA